Fusarium redolens is the source of this 3714-nucleotide messenger RNA. RefSeq names its product Dak1 domain-containing protein. Gene Ontology annotation, molecular function: ATP binding; DNA-binding transcription factor activity, RNA polymerase II-specific; glycerone kinase activity. Gene Ontology annotation, cellular component: cytosol. The record is from RefSeq and is a predicted model, not a curated record. The coding region runs from base 256 to 3714 and encodes 1152 amino acids. Gene Ontology annotation, biological process: glycerol catabolic process; regulation of DNA-templated transcription. The transcript has 12 exons. Lineage: Eukaryota; Fungi; Ascomycota; Sordariomycetes; Hypocreales; Nectriaceae.
GGACGAUGGAAUUUUCUUUAGACGACACUAAUUCGCAUACAGAUGCCCUGCACCUCACGGAUUGUAUAAUGAUCAGGGAAUAAGGAUCAUGGUCGGAUUAGGAAUCUGGGAACGCCUCGUAGGGAACCAUAAGAUAAAGAUGUCAUGUGGUAUCAAAGAUGAAGCAUUGGAAAACGAUUCCCUUUGCUUCAACCAGUGUUGGCGCUUUGUGAGGUAUCGACACGAUAAACGCAAGACAAACACUCCUCAACAACCAUGACUCUAGGGAAGAGCUUUAUAAAUGGCGUCGCCAACUCGGUCGAGCGAAGCCUCAGGAGUUGCAUCCUUCACGACUCUUCGUUGAGUCUCAUUGCAUCGGAGAAAGUUCUUUACCGACGAACGGACCAAAGCAAUGACAAAGUCAUCCUUAUCUCCGGCGGCGGCUCCGGCCACGAACCCGCGCACGCAGGAUACAUCGGCGAGGGAGCAUUAGACGUUGUGGUCGCUGGCGAGAUCUUUGCCUCCCCGUCCGCUUCGCAGAUCCUCACAGGCCUGCAGACUGUCAAGUCAUCAAAAGGAUCGCUGAUGAUCGUCAAGAAUUACACGGGCGACAAGCUGAACUUCGGGCUCGCAGCAGAGAAGGCAAAGGCAGACGGGCAAAAAGUUGAGAUGGUCAUUGUUGGAGAUGAUGUUUCCGUUGAGGGAAACACACUUGUUGGUCAGCGUGGUCUCGCAGGAACAGUCUUCUGCCAUAAGAUCGCUGGCGCAAAGGCAGCUCAAGGAGCCUCUCUCGAGCAGGUCGCUUCCACGGCAAGAAAAGCCGCCUCGCAAAUGGCCACCGUCGCAGCGAGUCUCGAUCGAUGUAGCGUCCCUGGCCGAACGAUUCAAGAAGCCCUUUCCCACGACCAAGUCGAAUUCGGCAUGGGAAUACACAACGAACCAGGAGUCAAGCGCGAAGAGAUCACAAGCCUCGAGGUUACAGUUGAGAAGGCAUUGAGCAUGAUGUUCACUCCCAAGAGCAACAUGUGGCAACCAGAAAGGGGGCAGCGUGUAGCCUUGAUGGUCAAUAACCUAGGCGGCUUAAGUGUCUUGGAGAUCGGUGUUGUUGCAGAUGAGGUGGUAAAGCAAUUGGUCGAACAAAGCAUUCAUGUCGAAAGGAGUCUUAUUGGCACCUUUGUUACAUCGCUCGAUGGACCUGGCUUUUCUGUCACUCUGCUGUCACUCGACGAUGAAUUGACAGAACUGCUUGAUGCUCCCACUACCGCACCUGUCUGGCCACGUUCAAUUCACGGAUGGGCGACAGAUACAGAGUCUGUAUCAAAGCGUGAGACGAUGGUCCCUGCUGCGAAGGCCAAUGGUAGGGAGACGGGAGUCAAAGUUCCGACGUCGCUUGUCAAGGUUCUCAUUGAAUCAGUGGCACGUACAACAGUGAGGGAUGAGCCCAAGAUUACAGAAUACGACACACUUGCGGGCGAUGGAGAUUGUGGAGAGACGCUUCUGAAUGGAGUCACUGGUCUCGUAAAAGAGUUCGAAAACGACGACGCAGUUUCCCUCGACAUUGGCCAAGUCUUCCGCCGAACAGCGACAACCGCAGAGAGGAGCAUGGGCGGCACGUCGGGCGCUAUCUACGCCAUUUUCCUCAAUGCUGUAGCGAACCGACUCUUCGAAUUGACCGCCGACUCUCCAUCGCUUACAGUCUCCGAGUUCAUACAACAAGCUCUUCAGAGCGGCUUAGACGAGCUAUGCAGAUACACCCCUGCGCGCAUCGGUCACCGCACACUUAUGGACGCACUUAUACCUUUCGUCAACAACUAUUCCCUGGAUGGCUCACUGAGGGCUGCUCUAGCAGAGGCGCGUAAGGGCGCUGAGAAUACACGGCAGAUGGUAGCGGCUCUGGGAAGGGCGAGCUAUGUUGGACAGGACAGGUUUGAUGAAGAGGGUGGUAUUCCUGAUCCUGGAGCUCUUGGUGUUGUAAUUAAGGCAGACCAGGAUGAAGAGCACUGUCCACCCACUAAAGAACGUCAGCACAAAAGGCAAUUGCGGAAGAAGCGUAAAUGCGAUGAGAGUCGACCGGCUUGCGGGACAUGUCGUCGUCGCAAUGAGUCUUGUGAAUGGGGUCUCAAGAUUGCGUUUCGAGCUGAGCAUGCCCAAUGCUUAAAUGUGCGGCAUCCUUCAAUGCGGAGGAUGGCGAGGAGGAGGCAGCCGAGGGAGUUUGAGAUUCUGGAUGUGACGGAUGAGGUCAUUCGUGAUUAUAAUGGUGCUGAGACAGAGGAGGAUGACAAUGAGACUAGUGAUGAUCGUGCACGGACGAGCACUUCUGACCGCUCAAAUCUCAUCGUCGGUGGAAGACCUCGCGGCGUAGACAAUACGCCAAGUGGCUAUGUCUCUAUACAACGACCCCCGGUCGUCGAUAUCUCAUCACCCACGUCACAGCGCCAAACCGAAAACGCAGUGGCCGACCUACUUUACUUCAGUCAAAACGGUCAAUCUCAUUCCUCGGUCGACAUUGAUCCUGCUUUACAGGUAUCCAUGGAGGCGGUCCCAAUUGACAUGAUAGCAGACUAUCCGUACAUCGACCAGAUGCAAGCAUUUACCCCUGAAGGCAUCUCCGAAGACGGUAUCUUUUUACCAGGCUCUGCAUACCACGAAUUGCACUCGACACUUCGUAAUCAUCUCAUACAGGAGACGCGGUCAACUGCGCCGACAAGAUCUACAACGCCGCAUAUAGAGGUUGAAAGCGCUUCAGGGGUUGUAUCAUCGGAAGAGGCUGAGGUCACGAUCCCAAUACAAGAAUUCCAGCCCUCGCAGGCACCGCUGCUCUCCCAGCAAGAGGAGUGCUCGCUAUGGAAGAACUAUUUUGACGAAAUUGCCCCCUGGCUUGACAAGUUCGACCGAGACCGCCAUUUCCAGCAGAUUAUCCCGACAAUGAGUAAAGACAAUGACCAUUUACGAUACUCAAUGCUGGCCCUCUCAGCACGGCAACUCGAACUUAAACAUACACUACCGACGAAUCGUAGCCUUACCCUCUACCAAGAAGCUAUUCAUAUGCUCCUCCCUCAUUUGCCAACACGCGGAACAGCUGUCAUUGCCACAUGUGUUAUCCUUUGCGUGUUGGAGAUGCUGAGCUGUUCGCCAAAAGCAUGGCAGCGACAUCUUGAUGGUUGUGCGAGUCUCAUGGAAGCUGUUGGCAUCAAUGGAUUUGUAGGAGGGACAGAACAAGCCCUGUUCUGGUGCUUUGCGCGUAUGGAUAUCUGCGGCGGUCUCAUAUCAUCUGUCAAGACGCUCAUCCCUAUCUGUCACUGGGCGUCUAAGACGUUAUCGAUCGAAAACGAUGUCGAGCUCUUUAAGAAUGCUCCAACAUUUGAGGACUGGGCUAACUAUGCUGUGUACCUCACUGCGCAGGUCCUUGAUCUGUUAGCUGCCUCCCCCACUGAUCCUAACCGCGAUGAAGCCAAGUUUCGGACUCGAUGGCUCAAGUUGUGGAAGUAUAUCUGUGAAUGGUACCAAGAGCGUCCAGCUCCAUUGCAUCCCAUCAUGACGAUCCCCUCGAGCGAGUCCUCGCCAUUUCCAACAAUCUUGUACUCGAACCCUGCUGCGAUGUCAGGAAAUCAAAUGCAUCACGCAGCAUCGAUUCUUAUGCUGCAGAACCAACCAUCAACAGUACGACUGGGUCAUGCUUCCAGACCAAGAAGCAUCCUUUGGCAUGCAAGACAAAUGCAUGAGCCAUCCAAGUGA